Molecule: messenger RNA, 1035 nt
Organism: Penicillium verrucosum
Lineage: Eukaryota; Fungi; Ascomycota; Eurotiomycetes; Eurotiales; Aspergillaceae
Product: ketopantoate reductase family protein
Exons: 2
Coding region: 1-1035 (344 amino acids)
Biological process (GO): pantothenate biosynthetic process
Cellular component (GO): cytoplasm
Molecular function (GO): 2-dehydropantoate 2-reductase activity
Source: RefSeq, a predicted model, not a curated record
AUGUCCCACGAUACUACAACGGCAAAGCGCCGAGUGCUGGUGAUUGGAUCUGGUGGUGUGGGCACAAUGGUCAGCGUCGCUCUCGAAAGAUCUGGACAGGCAUCUGUGACUUCUGUGCUCCGAUCCAAUUAUGAACAAGUUAUCCAGCAUGGAUUCGAAAUUGAGUCCAUCGACCACGGAAAACUAUCCUGCUGGAGACCAAGCGCAAUCGUCAAUUCUGUCCCCCUAGCUGACCCCAACACCCCAUUCGACUAUGUGAUCGUCACCGUGAAGAACAUCCCCGAAGUGAACAAUAUCCCUAAUAUCAUAGCCCCCGCCAUAACCCCGGAUUAUACAACGAUCGUCCUCUUCCAAAACGGUCUGUACAUCGAACCACCAAUAAUCGCAGCAUUCCCCUCGAACGUGGUAUUAUCAGCGCCGAGUUUCAUCGGCGCACACGAACACAACGGCCACGUUAUACACGACGACCACGACAAUUUCCACAUCGGCACAUUCCACAAUCCAUCUCUGGACGCAGCGAUCGAACGCGCCAAGCUCGAAGAGUUCGCGACAAUCUAUAACGGGAGCAAAGUGGUCAACGCGAAUGUCGUCGAUGAUAUCGUCCUCUAUCGCUGGCGGAAGGUGCUCUGGAAUGGGAUUUUCAAUCCCAUGUGUGCUAUCACUCAGCUUGAUAGUGCUGCGGUUCGGCGAUUCGGCGGCGAGCAUAGUUUGAUUAGACCUGGUAUGGCGGAGAUGGCGGCCAUUGCGAAGGCGGAUGGGUAUGACCUCGGGCCCGGGAUUGUGGAUGAGAUGGUUGAUGUUACUCCUCUGGAGUUGUCUUUCCGGCCUAGUAUGUUGGUGGAUGUGGAUAAAGGGAAUCCGAUGGAGGUGGAGGUUAUUCUGGGGAAUGCUUUGCGGGUUGCGAGGGAGAAGGAUGUGAGCACACCGAUUUUGGAUACUACCUAUCGGUUUUUGAAGCUCACUCAGGCCCGGCUGUUGGCUGCAAGGGGAUUGAUUGUUGAGCCGAAGGAACUGCCAAGAGUAGAUCUGAUAUAG